UUUUCUCAACUGCAGCUAACCGCUCCGCUUACAAGUUAGUGCUCGCGGUGCACAGCCAUGGGAUCCGGCUGCCACGCCACGGACGAGGCGCCAAACGGUUCCAAGGCGGUGAACCUCCUAUUCCGCCUGUCGACGAUGGCGUUCGCUCUGACCUCGGCGGUGGUCAUGGCCACUGCCAGCGAGUGCACCAUCUACGAGCCCCACGGCGCCAGGGUCACGGUCACCUUCAAAAACUACCCACCCUUCGUUUACCUGGUAUGGUUCAACAUCGCGGCGACGAUCCUGGAGGCGGUCGGGAUCUACCUGCAGGUCGGCAAGGGCGGCGGCGGCGAUGACGAGGAGGCGCCGAAGGUUGUGCGAGUGCUCCUGGUCUUCCUCGACGUCGCCGUGCCGGCCCUGCUCAACCUUGCCACGGGCGCGGCGUUCUCGGCCGUCGUCGCCUACCGCCCGCAGAUCAGCGCCUGCUCCGGCACCGCCGGCCGGUUCUGCGAGCAGGUGCACAGGUCGAAGCUCAUCUCGCUCGCCGCCGGCAUCUCCGCCAGUUCGGCCGCCUUCGUCAAGGACGUCCGGCUGCCGUUCUCCGUGUGGCCCGUCUCGUCAGACGACUACUGCUGAUAUUUGUGCGUAUCUAGUGGUGGUUGCAAUUUGUGUUGCUUAUUGUUGCAUGUCUCCGUUGAUACAUCCAGGUGUUCCGAUCUUCGCCACUUGUGGUACGCAUAGGACACCGAAAUAGUCGUCAUCAAGCAACUUGUAUACGUAGGCCGUAUAGCACCGACAACCGAACAGUGUGUGUGUGACCUAUCAGGCUAAAGUACUCUUCUUCAUGGCAAACAAAUAAACUCCAACAGUUAUAGCAAGUAA
Molecule: messenger RNA, 861 nt
Organism: Panicum virgatum (switchgrass)
Lineage: Eukaryota; Viridiplantae; Streptophyta; Magnoliopsida; Poales; Poaceae
Product: CASP-like protein 1U2
Exons: 3
Coding region: 58-615 (185 amino acids)
Source: RefSeq, a predicted model, not a curated record